Molecule: messenger RNA, 2503 nt
Organism: Prorocentrum cordatum
Lineage: Eukaryota; Dinophyceae; Prorocentrales; Prorocentraceae
Source: the annotation of a GenBank genome assembly
CACACAUGUUCUGCGUCAGAAGCAUAUACCGUUGUUUCUUCUGCCCUUUUAUUGGCUCUUUCCAGAGUAUAUUCGGCAUGGGAUUAUUCCGUGCACCAUGGUGCUUGUUCUAUUGGACCUUGCGUAACCAUUUCGUGUCAAAGUUGUCCCUCAAGACAGCGCGAUUGGGCUCUUCUCUGGUCUGAUUGAUGUUUGCCAAGUACAGUACGUUAGCCCUACACAACGGGGGCACGGCGGCCCAACGUUCCCGGGCGCAUCAGCUCUUGCUGGCGGCCUUGGCUUACGCUAGCUUCUCCUCUGCAGAGGCGGGGCGGGUCCUCAGGAGUGACUGGGACUGGUGGUGGAGAACGCCGGAUCACCAUACGGAUCCCUUCAUCGCGUCCGUGCUUUCCGAUGCAGCAUUUUCUCGCAGCGGACCCAGCAGUUCCGAGAAGCUUCAGAUGGCUGAGCACACGAUCCAAUCAACGUUCCCUGUCGUUGGCUCUUUGACUGGCGCAACGCAGAGGGCGGCACUGACACUCCUGGGCCUCGACUACAGCAUCCCGCGGCCGCGGACCGUCUUCGACGAGUGGAAGAGCAAGCACUUCGUGCCUCCUGGCGUGGCGAACGUGAGCGCAGUGGCAACGGCCAUAUGCCUUUUCGUGAACCCGAAAUCUGGCGGCCGGAAGGGGGAGGAGCUGCUGCACCUCGAGCAGGACGCAGACGUCGGCCGAGCGCACCAGUUCAGCUUCCACCUGGACGCCGACGGCCCUCCGACGGUCAGCGCCAAUGUCACCGUGCUCCUCUUCGACAUCACCGACGCAUGCUCCCGGUGGGCUGGAAAGCUGGGGCGACGAGAACUAUGCGAGUCCACUGCUUUCCUCGCCCUGCGAGCACGCCCUGCGGCGCCUGCAGCAGGGGGACGCGCAGCGCGAUUCGGACUGGCUCUUCGGCAGCGCAGCCGCUGGCGGCGCGGUGCCGCCGGGCUGCGCCGACGCCAGGGCGCACGCGGACCGGGCGCUCAGCCACCAUGCUUGCGCGGGCCCCGGGCCGUGCGACGUGCGUGCCGUUGUCGCGGGCGGCGACGGCACCGUGACCUGGCUGCUCGGGGAGCUGCUGGGGGAGGAGCCGGCAAUCCUGUCCGGGUGCCCGUCGGCGUGAUCCCCCUGGGCACCGGGAACGACCUCUCCCGCCAGCUCGGCACGCUGGCCGGGGCGCCCCGCUGCUCCGGGGCUGGCUCCGCCGAGGCUCCCGAGAUCACGCCGCCCUCGGGCCGGCUCGUGGGCCCGGACAUGGGGGCCUUCAUGGAGGUGAUGGCGAAGUUCGCUCUGGCGCCCGCGACCGAGUUCGACCUGUGGGAGGCGGUCGUGGACGUCCACGAGGCGGGCCGCCUGGAGGAGGUGAAGCGGAAGGAGGGCGAGGCGGAGGCGCGGUUGGAGCCCAUGGGGCACAACUGCAGGAGGCGGGCCGAGGAUGGCCGGUGCCUCCAGAUGAGGCAUUCCAUGAUCAACUACGCGUCUUUGGGCUUCGAGUCGCUCAUCGGCCUGGAGUUCGAGAAGUGGCGCUCGGAGCGCAGCGAUACCUCGCAGCUGAGGAACAAGCUGAAGUACGCCGAGCUCGGCCUCAGGUACACCAUGCCCGGCAUCAUGGGCUCGGAGUCCAGAGACUUCCCCGGUCUCAGGUACCAGUCGCUGAGCUCUUUCAUGCGCAGCCUGCAGGACGGUGCCCCCAGAAGCCAGGCACGCGGGGGCUCCUCGGUGCUGGAGAGCUCCAGGGGCGUGUCUCGAGAGUCGUCUCAGGCAUCAGAGGCCGCUGUGAGCGGGGAGAUGCAGCGGGCCCGCGGGCAGAUGCAGCGCUCCAACUCCACCGGGCCUGCAUGCGACCCAACGGGCAGUGAGUACAGUUCGAUGGUCUUCAUGAAUGUGGAGUGCAUCAUGGGGGGUGAGCGCAAGUGGCCCCGCGACGUGCCAGUUCAGCCCAGCUUCGAUGACCAGAAGCUCGAGGCCUUGGCGUUCACAAGCCCGGUGAGCAUGAAGUUGGCCAACGGGUUUGGAGUUCCUGGCUUCUUGGCUAGCACUUGCGCUGUGGGCCAGUAUGGUCGACCGCAUGCGACGUUCCUGCCAGGCGUUACCACUGCCUUCCAGGUUGAUGGCGAGUUUUACGCAGCAAGCGAUAUCAAAUCCUUUGAGUUACAAUUCAAUCAGCGAGUGGAGCUCCUUCGACUAGGGAAGGCUCAGGCUUACUAUAAGGCUCCAAGCAUCAUAUGGGGGGCGUGAGUCUGUAUAUUGCAUUGUUCCCAAGGGUGCCGAUUCACCCAUGCGCAUUUGUCAAGAGGCUUGCUUUCGGUUUACCAGACUCGAUCUUGUAGAUUAUGUUUGCGCGUUGCAGUGCGCACGUUCAUACAUGGUAAUGCGUCUCUAAUGUUAUCUGGUCACUGCUUUCCCUGGGGCUCAGAGAACUGCAACACGUGAAACCUCGCAUUCCAAUAUUCCUGGGGGACGUAAUAUGCAUCAGUUCGCUCCCG